CUCGUCCUGCGCCGCCGCCUGACGGAGGGCCGGGGCGGCAGUCGCGGGUCGGGGGUGUCGGGGCAGCAGGCAGCACUCGGCGCCGCGCUCCUUUUCCUCCUGCCUGCCUCCCAGUGCCGCAGCCGCCAUGGUGAAGGUGUCGUUCAACUCCGCGUUGGCGCAGAAGGAGGCGGCCAAGAAGGAGGAGGAGAACAGCCAGGUGCUGAUUCUGCCGCCGGACGCCAAGGAGCCGGAGGAUGUGGUGGUGCCUGCAGGGCAGAGGAGGGCCUGGUGCUGGUGUAUGUGCUUCGGGCUGGCCUUCAUGCUGGCAGGAGUGAUCCUGGGUGGUGCCUAUCUGUACAAAUACUUCGCAUUCCAGCAGGGCGGUGUAUAUUUCUGUGGAAUAAAAUACAUUGAGGAUGGCUUAAGUUUACCUGAGUCUGGGGCAGAGGCUCAGAGCGCUCGCUACCACACGAUUGAGCAAAACAUCCAGAUCCUGGAGGAGGAAGAUGUUGAGUUUAUCAGUGUGCCAGUCCCUGAGUUUGCUGAUAGCGAUCCUGCUGAUAUCGUCCACGACUUCCAUCGGAGACUGACUGCCUAUCUUGACCUGAGCCUGGAUAAGUGCUACGUAAUCCCUCUGAACACUUCAGUUGUUAUGCCACCCAAAAAUUUCUUGGAGUUGCUCAUCAACAUCAAGGCUGGAACAUACUUGCCUCAGUCCUACUUGAUUCAUGAACAGAUGAUUGUUACUGAUCGCAUUGAAAAUGUGGAUCAGUUGGGAUUCUUUAUUUACCGCCUCUGCCGUGGCAAGGAAACCUACAAACUGCAGCGCAAGGAAGCCAUGAAAGGCAUUCAGAAGCGUGAAGCUGUCAAUUGCAGAAAGAUUCGACAUUUUGAGAACAGAUUUGCUAUGGAAACACUCAUCUGUGAACAGUAAGGAGGAAGGUUACUGUUACAGGAGACUUAAACUACAGUAUGACCCCACCCUUUGUAUUGUGUGCAGUGAUUAUUAUUAUUUUUUUUUUUAAAUCUUCUUUUAUGUAAGUAGUGGACAGGGCUUUACUGCUGAACACCUUCCAUACUUUUCAUCUCAUGAUACAUGUAAAAUCAAUACGUUUUAGUUUUUUCCUUAUUUCCAGGUGUGGUGUACUUCUUAUAUUUGAAUAGCAAUUGUAUAAAGACUUAGUUGCUAGUGCAUUUCAUGUGAUGAAUCUCGAGUACUCAGAGGAAGAGGAAAUCUUUGAAUUAUCCACCAGUUUUUAAGUAAAAUUGAAAAGAAUUGUUAAUGUACAAAUGGACUGCAAGAGCUACUUCUAACUGUAAUAUUACCUGCUAUAUAGUUUGUUACAGCAUAUAGACAAAUCUGUAUUUGACUCCCUAACUAAGUGCAAUUUGUUUCGUUUUUAAAAUAUUGUCAUAUUUACCUUUUUAGAUUUGAUUUCUGACUUGAUGUUUUAAAAUGGCGAGUGUUUGCUGUAACAAUCUUUUAGAAAAUUAAGAAGUAACUUAUGUUACUAACUUGUAUAUAAUCCAUGUAUGUGCAAUGGAAAAUAAAUCUUAUAAACCUG
Molecule: messenger RNA, 1547 nt
Organism: Lagopus muta (rock ptarmigan)
Lineage: Eukaryota; Metazoa; Chordata; Aves; Galliformes; Phasianidae
Gene: ITM2B
Product: integral membrane protein 2B
Exons: 6
Coding region: 128-916 (262 amino acids)
Biological process (GO): negative regulation of amyloid precursor protein biosynthetic process
Cellular component (GO): Golgi apparatus; plasma membrane; extracellular exosome
Molecular function (GO): amyloid-beta binding
Source: RefSeq, a predicted model, not a curated record